This is a messenger RNA of Daldinia childiae, 1059 nucleotides long. RefSeq lists its product as uncharacterized. Lineage: Eukaryota; Fungi; Ascomycota; Sordariomycetes; Xylariales; Hypoxylaceae. Bases 1 to 1059 code for a protein of 352 amino acids. The transcript has 3 exons. The record is from RefSeq and is a predicted model, not a curated record.
AUGAGGAUCCCACCAAGCAAGGCUGGCGAGCUCCGGAACGACGGGCGUGGUCAUAGCACAUAUGAAGCAUCCGACAAUGACAACCUCAAAGUCGAGCUAGAUCAGCUCUCCGUGCAGACUCGCCGCUACAUCGAUGUAACUAGUGGUCUUACCCAAAAUGUUGCCAAUCUUACUACUACACUUCAAGAGACACAGGAUGCCCUUGCAUCGAUCAAGACCGAGCUUUCCUCACUCAAGCUCGAGAACGAACAGCUACGAGGCGAACUGAGCGCCUUACGUCUUGAGAAAAACACUAGAAGUAUUCCGCCGAAGAUAGAAAACCUCCCGCUGAUGAAGCUCCCACCUGAUGUCCGUAAAAAGAUCUGGCACCUAGCUGCAGGACCGAAGUCGAUGGAGAUAUUCGAGAUUCGCUGGCGGUCUCCUGUGCCUGACUCGGAGCCACGCUCGAUAGUUACGAUGGAUAAGAGGCGUAUGAGGGUGUCACAUGCCUGUCAAGAAUCUAGGAACCUCUUGUACCCCUCGUCACGAUGCACUGAGUGGCCUCAUACCCCUGUGCAGACGUACAUGGACCCAGAUCGCGAUAGCGUCAUGAUUAACGGCAACUUCAUGAUCGGAAUGAGCUUCGAGGAUAUCCUAGGGCAUGUGCAGCGCCUCAUCCUAACACCCGACCAUGGCAGCUUUCAGAUUAUAGAAGAAAUAGCUUCGAGCUACGGUCCAUGUUGGAAUAUGCGGCAGGUCAGCUUCGUGCUUGAAACUUGGAGCAUUUCGGCCCAGGCGAGCGCCUUGAUCUGCAAGCGGUUAUCUGCACCACUUGCCAUGGCAUCCGAAGAGCUCGUCUCAUUACUGAGGCUAGAAAUAUGCACUGCCAUCGCGCUCCGCAAAUUUAUCCCCGCCAGUCAACCCCUUAAGGUCAAAUUCUACGUCAAUAUUAACCCGGCUAUCGACCAGGCUACGAAGCAAGCCACGCCGAAGGUCAGCACAAGUCGGCUAGACGCCGGGUUGAGGCUCCAAUCUAAUAGACUUCGUGUCCUGGAAGAUCUCGACCCGGCGCUGAGGUGA